Molecule: messenger RNA, 5610 nt
Organism: Ilyonectria robusta
Lineage: Eukaryota; Fungi; Ascomycota; Sordariomycetes; Hypocreales; Nectriaceae
Product: 1,3-beta-glucan synthase component-domain-containing protein
Exons: 3
Coding region: 1-5583 (1860 amino acids)
Biological process (GO): (1->3)-beta-D-glucan biosynthetic process; fungal-type cell wall polysaccharide biosynthetic process
Cellular component (GO): plasma membrane; 1,3-beta-D-glucan synthase complex
Molecular function (GO): 1,3-beta-D-glucan synthase activity
Source: RefSeq, a predicted model, not a curated record
AUGGCCGGCCGCUAUGAGGACGACCACACGGGCUACGACGACGCUCACUACGGCCAGAACCAACACGAGUCUCACUAUGGCCAGAACCAACAAGAUCAAGCGGGUAAUCCUUACUGGGAUGAAAAUUACCAAGAAGGUGACCACCGGGGAGCCUACUCCGUCGCUUCGUACGACGCACCUGCUUCUGCAGAAGAGUACGAUGUGUAUAACGAACAUUAUGGAUCGGAUCAGGCGCGCUUCGACGAAUUCGACGGCAUGCACGACGAUGGUGAUGCAAACGGCUAUGCUCACGGUUAUUCUCCAUCCGUCCGCACGUCGAAUGUAUCGUCAAAUCCCACGAUGGACUACACCAACACUUUCCCCGCCGGUACUAGCACGAAGGAACCCUACCCGGCCUGGGCUUCGGAUGGCAACGUGCCCAUUUCGAAAGAAGAAAUCGAGGACAUCUUUCUCGAUUUGACCGCCAAGUUCGGCUUCCAACGGGACAGUAUGCGGAACAUGUACGACCAUCUAAUGACUCUGCUCGACUCAAGAGCCUCUCGAAAGACACCCAUCCAGGCUCUCAUCUCCUUGCACGCCGACUACAUUGGCGGGGAAAACGCCAACUAUCGCAAAUGGUACUUCGCUUCUGGCAUGGACCUCGACGGCAAGAAAACGGCGUCCGGAAAGAAAGCACGAUCUAAGUCGAAGAAGAAGGGCCAGAGUGCCGAAGCAAGCGAGCCGGACGCUUCACAGGUACUUGAAGAAGACGAUACGCCUGAAGCACGCGAGGAGCGCUGGAGGGCUCAGAUGAGAGUCAUGUCACCACACGACCGCGCCCGCCAACUUGCCCUGUACCUCCUUUGCUGGGGAGAGGCGAAUCAAGUUCGAUUCAUGCCCGAGUGCCUCUGCUUCAUUUUCAAAUGUGCGGACGAUUACUACAAAUCCCUGCCGCCAGAAGUGGGAGACGCCAUGGAGGAGUUCUCGUUCCUCGACCACGUCAUCACUCCGCUGUACCAGUUCCUCCGGGAGCAGGGCUACGAAAUCCGAGACGGCAUCUACGUGCGGCGAGAGCGAGAUCAUGACAAGACGAUCGGCUACGAUGAUUGCAAUCAACUGUUUUGGUACCCCGAAGGCAUGCAGCGCAUUGUGCUGUUGUCGGACAAGAAAGCACGCCUGAUGGACUUUCCGCCUGCGGAACGCUACCUCAAGUUCAAAGACUUGGAUUGGAAGAAGAGUUUCUUCAAGACUUACAAGGAAUCAAGAUCGUGGUCCCAUAUGGUCGUCAACUUCAACCGCAUCUGGAUUCUCCACCUCACCAUGUUCUGGUUUUACACAACGGCCAACAUUCCAAGCUUGCUUGUCGGAUCAAAGUACGAACAGCAGGUCAACCAAUCUCCUUCCAAGGCCAAAUCAAGUUCCAUUAUUGGGCUCGGCGGCGCCAUUGCGACUCUCAUUCAGAUCUUUGCCACUGUCAUCGAAUGGGCAUAUGUCCCCCGCCGCUGGCCUGGAGCCCAGAAACUAAGCGUCCGGCUUCUCAUGCUGAUAGGCCUUCUUAUUGGGAACGUUGCUCCAGCGGUCAAGAUCUUCUUUUUCCCAGGCCCCAAGAAGCUGGAUUAUUACCUGGGCAUGGGUCACGUCACCACCGCUCUACAAACCUUCCUACUUUUUGUCCUCGUGCCUUCAAGCAAGCUGUUCACCAACCCGUUCAAGAAGUCUACAGGCCCCAAGACGGCCGUGGAGACGUUCACCGCAGCCUAUCCAAGUCUCCACGGAAAUAAUGUCAUCUUCUCCUACCUGUUCUGGGCUAUUGUUUUCGGGGCAAAAUUCGGAGAGUCGUAUGUAUUCCUCACCUUGUCCUUUCGCGAUCCGAUCCGGUAUCUUUCCAUCAUGAACGUCGACAGUUGCCAAGGCGACAAACUCAUCGGAAAGGUUCUUUGCCGUUAUCAGCCUCAGAUACUACUUGGCAUGAUGACGUUCACGGACCUCAUCUUCUUCUUCCUGGACACCUAUCUUUGGUAUGUUCUUGUCAAUACAGUCUUUUCCGUCCUGCGAUCCUUCUUUGUCGGAUCAACAAUCUGGACUCCCUGGCGGAACGUGUUCAUCCGCCUACCGAAGCGAGUUUAUUCCAAGCUUCUUGCAACGACGGACAUGGACAUCAAAUACAAGCCAAAGGUCCUCAUUUCCCAAGUUUGGAACGCAAUCGUUAUAUCCAUGUAUCGGGAGCAUCUUUUGGGGAUCGAGCAUGUUCAAAAGCUGCUAUACCAUCAGGUUCCUUCUGAGACGUAUGGCAAGAGAACCUUGCGCGCGCCGACUUUCUUCGUCUCGCAGGGCGACAAUUGGCUCAGGACCGAUUUCUAUCCCAAAUAUAGCGAGGCUGAGCGUCGCAUUUCCUUCUUCGCUCAGUCACUCUCGACCCCCGUGCCGGAGCCAAUGCCCGUCGAUAAUAUGCCUACUUUCACUGUCCUCAUACCUCACUACAGCGAAAAGGUCCUUUUCUCACUCCGCGAAAUCAUUCGCGAGGAUGACCACUACUCCCGACUGACCAUGCUCGACUACCUCAAGCAGCUACAUCCUCACGAAUGGAAAUGCUUUGUGGAAGAUACCAAGGCCUUGGCGAACGAAUCACCAUCACCGGAGAACUCGGAAUCGAGCGGGAAUGAGGCCCGGGAUAAGAUUGACGACAUUCCAUUCUACUUCCUCGGAUUCAAGUCAUCGGCGCCAGAAUACACACUCAGGACUCGCAUCUGGGCCUCUUUGCGAUCGCAAACCCUGUAUCGCACUGUUUCUGGAUUCAUGAAUUAUUCUCGAGCUCUCAAGCUUCUGUACCGCGUUGAGAACCCUGAGAUCGCCCAGCUCUUCAGGGACCAUCCAGAUGCAUUGGAACGUCAGUUGGAACGCAUGGCGAGGAGGAAGUUUCGCCUGGUCAUCGCCAUGCAGAGGUACGCCAAAUUCAGCCGCGAGGAGAUGGAAAAUACCGAAUUCCUCCUCCGCGCGUAUCCGGAUCUACAGAUUGCAUACCUGGACGAAGACCCGCCUGAAACUGAGGGCGGCGAAGCCCAUAUUCAUUCAUGCCUUAUUGACGGGCACUCGGAGAUUCUCGAAAAUGGCUUCAGGCGUCCCAAGUUCCGCAUUCGACUUUCCGGAAAUCCUAUUCUCGGCGAUGGAAAAUCAGACAACCAGAACCAUGCACUUAUUUUUUAUCGCGGAGAGUACAUCCAACUAGUCGACGCAAACCAGGACAACUAUCUAGAAGAGUGCCUCAAAAUCCGGUCCGUCCUCGCAGAGUUUGAGGAGACAAAGCCUGAAGCUACCAACCCGUACGAUGUCAUUCCCGACAGCAAGGCAAAACCAUCAGAACCAGUGGCGAUUCUGGGCGCCCGCGAGUACAUCUUUUCAGAGAAUACAGGCGUGCUCGGCGAUAUUGCUGCUGGCAAGGAACAAACAUUCGGCACAUUAUUUGCGCGCACUCUCGCUCAGCUCGGCGGCAAACUGCAUUACGGUCAUCCAGAUUUUCUAAACGGCAUCUUUAUGACAACUCGCGGCGGCGUUUCCAAAGCCCAAAAGGGUCUUCAUUUGAAUGAAGAUAUCUUUGCCGGAAUGAACGCCAUCAUGAGGGGCGGGCGGAUCAAGCAUUGCGAGUAUUAUCAAUGCGGAAAGGGACGAGAUCUCGGAUUCGGCUCCAUCUUGAACUUCAUCACUAAGAUCGGAACCGGCAUGGGCGAGCAAAUGCUCUCCAGAGAGUAUUAUUAUAUCGGUACCCAGAUGCACCUGGACCGGUUUCUAUCCUUCUUCUAUGCGCACCCGGGCUUUCAUCUCAACAACAUUUUCAUCAUGCUCUCGGUGCAGCUUUUCCUGGUCACUUUGUUGAAUCUCGGAGCGUUGAAGCAUGAAACAAUUCCAUGCCACUACAAUCGGCACGUCCCCAUCACGGAUCCUUUGUACCCAACUGGAUGUGCAAAUACGGAUGCCUUGGAAGACUGGGUAUACCGCUGCGUUAUCUCGAUUGUCUUUGUUUUCAUCAUGUCAUUCAUCCCCCUCACGGUUCAAGACUUGCUCGAGCGUGAUCCCUGGAUGGCUUUCCUUCGCCUUGCCAAACAUGUCUUGUCCUUUUCGCCUUUUUUUGAGGUAUUUGUCUGCCAAGUAUACUCCAAUUCUGUGCAGUCAAAUCUUUCAUUAGGCGGCGCCAGGUAUAUCGGAACUGGGCGAGGCUUUGCUACGGCUCGCGUUCCAUUUGGAGUGCUCUAUGGGCGGUUCGCCGGGCCUUCCAUCUAUUUCGGUGCUCGGCUACUUCUCAUUCUGCUAUUCGCGACCUGUACGAUUUGGCAAGGCGUUUUGGUGUGGUUCUGGAUCACGGUGUUGGGCCUGACGUUUUCGCCCUUUCUCUACAAUCCACACCAGUUCGCAUGGGCAGACUUCUUUAUCGACUAUCGCGAUUUCAUGCGGUGGCUUUUCCGCGGCCAUUCUCGAGCUCACGCGUCCUCCUGGAUUGCAUACUGCCGCCUGUCUCGAGUCCGGACUACGGGGUACAAGCGCAAGAACAUUGGAGAUCCCUCCGAGCAAAUGCGAGGAGACGUACCUCGCGCGCCGCUACAAAAUAUCUUCUUCAGUGAGAUCUUUGGGCCUUUGUUUUUGGUUGUUGCGUGCUUGGUCCCUUAUCUUUUCAUCAAUGCGCAGACCGGUGUUCUCUCGGAAAAUAACAACAACCAAACGAUUAGGGCGACAGAUUCCCUCAUUCGAGUCUUGGUGGUGACGGUUGCGCCGAUUGCGAUUAACAUGGGAGCGUUGGCAACCAUUUUCGGCAUGUCAUGUCUCAUGGGACCUGUCCUGGGUCUCUGCUGCAAGAGAUUUGGUCGUGUACUUGCCGGGGCUGGCCAUAUUAUUGCGAUUAUCUCGCUGAUUGUCUCUUUCGAGGCCAUGUUUCUGCUUGAGAAUUUCAAUUUCUCAAGAUGCAUGACAGGCACCAUCGCGGCGGCUGCCUUGCACACGUUCAUCAUUAAGUUAAUCACGACACUGGCUCUUACAAGGGAGAUGAAGACAUCUCAGGCCAGCAGAGCGUUCUGGACCGGGCAGUGGUAUUCCCUUGGUCGGUAUACAGUCACUCAGCCGGCUCGGGAGUUCCUGUGCAAGCUCACAGAGAUGAGCAUGUUUGCUGCAGACUUUUUGCUGGGGCAUUUCAUCUUGUUUCUGAUGUUCCCAAUUAUUAUGAUUCCUCGCAUUGACAUGUUGCACUCGAUGAUGUUGUUUUGGCUACAACCGAGUCGACACGUUCGUGGACCAGUGUAUUCGACGAAGCAGUCCAAGCUGAGGCAGCGUCGCAUUAUCCGCUGGACAAUCAUCUAUUUCGUCAUGUUGGUUCUUUUCCUAGGAUUGAUUAUCGCACCUGCGUUGGCGGGCAAGUACCUGCCUUCAAGUGUCAUGACCAUUUUUGAGGACUUGGCCGGACUCCACCUCUUGCAACCCAAGGGUCAGGAUAGAAACAACACCAAUGGCACUCAGGCGACGGGAACGGGUAUGCCUGGAUAUACUGGUGCUGGUUUUGUGUCGUCUACUGCGAGUGGUGGCUCAGCAGCUACGGCAAGUGGCAAAAUCCGGCUGUUUUAGGAGCGUUUUCAGUUGGUGGAAUAUCGG